This is a messenger RNA of Prorocentrum cordatum, 594 nucleotides long. Lineage: Eukaryota; Dinophyceae; Prorocentrales; Prorocentraceae. The record is from the annotation of a GenBank genome assembly.
AUGGCAGCACCCGUCGAGAAGCUGUCCCUCGUUGAGGGCGCGGUGUGUGUGCGGCGUUGGCUGUGGAUCGAGGACAUGCACACGUGGUGGCCAGGAUAUUUUCAGGUGGCUGGGAAGGGGGGCUUCCCGAUGUUCCCGCAGGUGCAGGCCAUCAAGAAAGAGUUGCUGGUGAUGUGGUCCGCUCUCGGCUCUGGGAUCGACAACGACGUGGGGCGCAUCAUCGUGAAGGGCAGCUUCCUGGACUUGGCCGACAUCAAGAACAAUGCCGAGCCCUCGGGCGGACAUGUCUUGUCCGACGACUGGUACGUCAACGAGCGCUACUGCGUGCACAUCACGAUCGACUGGAAGGACAACAGUGAUCGCUGCGGCGUGUCCGAGACAGGCCUCCGCGCGUGCGACUUCGCUUCGCACGGCACGCACUUCGACCAGAAGGACAAGAAAGACAAGCUCGACGGCGAGAGCUACAUGACCGCGUGGAGGAAGGGCUUCAAGAGUGGUUUCCAGGAGGGGCGCCGCACUGGCUUGCGUGAUGUGAUCAGGAGCCAGGAGUCAUCCCCGCCCACCGACGCGUCGGGUUCCUGGACGCAGGCUUGA